AUGACAACAUUUGUCCCAUUCCCAACCCUGCCAUCAGAUCUCUACACUCUAGUCUCCAAACUCGGCUCUGGAUCGUCAGGAAACGUGUAUCUCGCCAAACUCAAUCCGACUAAAAACAAGGCAUUCAAGCCUGCAAGAAGGCCGGAACAAGUAGCUGUUAAAGUUGUAUUGAGAUCUGGUUUGAAGGUUAAGGGGGCUGAAGCUGGAGAGAGGAUCUUGCAGGAGGUUUCGAUACUCAAGAGAUUGUCGCAUCCUCAUAUCGUCAAGUUCGUUGAUGUUGAGUGGGACACACAGCACAUCCUCAUCCUCACAGAAUACUGUGAUCUCGGAAACCUCCAGGAAUAUCUAAACAGGAAACGAAACAAGAGGCUGCCUGAAUCGGAUGCUAAAGUGCUGUUUAGGCAAUUAGUUGCUGGGCUGCAUUUCUUGUGGACUAAUGGGCUGGUGCAUCGGGAUUUAAAACCUGCAAACUUACUACUUUCUGGAUCACCAGCAUCGCCAACCCUGAAAAUAGCUGAUUUUGGGAUAUCACAGUUUGAGGAUGCGAGUAAUGGUGUUAUGACUGAUAAAAUUGGAACUUUGUACAUGGCCCCAGAAGUCUUCACAGGCAUCUAUGACUCGCGCUGCGACUUAUGGAGUAUCGGGUGCAUAUAUUACGAAAUGCUAUCUGGAACACCACCAUUCGGCCACGCCACUUCCAAGGAUGCUAUAAUAUCUCACCUCAAAUCACCAACACCUGAAUGCAUCGCGCUACCACCAUCCAUUGAAUCAAAUACGUCACCCCAAGCAUCUGAAAUGAUUCGCAGACUGCUCACACGUAAUCCAGCAUCUCGAAUCACCUUCCGCGAACUGUUUGAGUCUACGUAUUUGGACUUGGAGCAUCUGCCAUCGCCUGAAUCUCUCGGUGUGGGUGUUGAGAUGGCGGCUGAGGCUUUGGCGCUUGAUAACCAAGUGUUUGCUUCGGACGCUGCGUCGAAAGCGCAGGUUAAGGAUGUAGAACAGAUUGAUAGAGUGGUGUGGCUGUAUGCUGAAGCUGUUGCGCAUUUGCUGGCACAUGUGCAGUGGGUUGGGAAUAGUAGUAAAGGUGGCGAAGGAGUCAAGAAACGGAUUGUAGAGUACAUACAGAGAGCUGAGGCUCUGAAAGAGGAGGCGCAGUUGAUGAGGAAUAGUGGUGGUGGUGCUGUACGUAGCGAAGUGGAUAAUAAGAGAAACUGGACACAGUGGAAUCGGCCUUCGCAACGGAGUAGUAAUAGCAUACCACCGUCAACACCACUAUCAUCCACAACGACACCAUCAGCUCUAUCAUCACAAGGACGCAUCGUUCUAGCCCAAGCGCAAGAACUUGUUGAUUCGGGACUGCCUGCAUCAGCGCUCCCCCUCUUUGAUGAAGGCCUUGGGUUUAUGAUACGCGCGCUUCAGCAGACUGGUAAUGGGAGUGAGAAGGAGAAGCUGAGAGGGCAGGUUGAUUAUUGGUUUGAUGUUGCGGAGAGGGUGAAGGAGGUGGUGCAUGGUGGUAGUGCUAGUAAUGGAGGUAGUAGAAGGGUUGGAAGUGCUGGGAAGAAGGAUAGUUUGAUUAAUAUUCACUAUCGGGCUUCUGUUGUGGAUGGGGGUGAGAGUUUAGAUGAGCACAGUGGUGGUGGGAGUACCAGUAAGGAUGGUUGUCUCACAAUGUAA
Synchytrium microbalum is the source of this 1674-nucleotide messenger RNA. RefSeq lists its product as uncharacterized. Lineage: Eukaryota; Fungi; Chytridiomycota; Chytridiomycetes; Synchytriales; Synchytriaceae. Gene Ontology annotation, molecular function: protein serine/threonine kinase activity; ATP binding. The record is from RefSeq and is a predicted model, not a curated record. Gene Ontology annotation, cellular component: cytoplasm. The transcript has 5 exons. Gene Ontology annotation, biological process: peptidyl-serine phosphorylation; autophagy. The coding region runs from base 1 to 1674 and encodes 557 amino acids.